Notechis scutatus (mainland tiger snake) is the source of this 4749-nucleotide messenger RNA. NCBI's taxonomy places the organism in Eukaryota, Metazoa, Chordata, Lepidosauria, Squamata, Elapidae. The record is from RefSeq and is a predicted model, not a curated record.
GAGAAAAUGUGGUUGCUUAGCGACAGGAGAGGCCUCUGUUGUACACAGCCUGGAUUUACUCGGGCAGCAACUUCGGCUCCAGGCAGGUAUGAACUAUGUCUUUUAAGCUGAAAUGCUCAGAAAAUGAUACAGAGUGAUUCUCAAAACCAGAUUGCUUCUGAUGAGAUAAUUAAAGAGUUGUGUACAAGAAAUGGAUUGGCUUGUGAAAGACUUGAGCAAGAAGGACCUUCAACCCAAAGCUUGGAGAUGUUUUUCUCAGGCUACCCCAGAAUAGUAGGCCUGUCUCAUUUCCCCAGUUUAACAAAACUAACUCUGGUUAGGCAGCACAUCCAGUGGAUUUCUGAUUUAGAGAACUGUCCGUUUCUUAAAGAAUUGUGGAUAGCUGAAUGCUGUUUGAAAAAAAUUGCUGGUUUGGAAAAAUGUGUUCUUUUGAAAAAACUUUACCUAUAUUGCAAUAUGAUUUCCAUUAUUGAAAAUCUGGAAAUGCUACAAAAGCUGGAAAUACUUUGGCUUAAUGGGAACCAGAUUAAAGAAAUACAGGGGCUGACUUCAUUGCAGAGGCUGAAAGAACUCAAUCUUGCAGAUAACAGUAUUAGUAAAAUUGGAAACCACUUGGAUCCAAGUGAAAGCAUUGAAAAAUUAAAUUUGUCUGGUAAUAGAAUACGCUCAUUUAAAGAAAUUACCAAUUUGGCAAGAUUACCUCUCUUAACAGACCUGUGUUUGAAUGACCCCCAGUAUGAAGCUAACCCUGUUUGUCACCUUUGCAAUUAUGCAACACAUGUGCUAUAUCACAUUCCUUUGCUUCAAAGGCUUGACACUUAUGAUGUAUCUUCUAAACAAAUCAAAGAGCUGGCAGAGACAACUGUGAUGAAAAAAGUGAUGUACUACAAUAUGCGAAUCAAGAGUGUUCAUAGACAACUGAAUGAGGAGCUUGAAAAGCUAAGAGAAAGAAAGAACAAACUACAGAAAUUGCCUGAAGAUCGUCUCAAACAUUUCAGCUGCUAUGUGAAACAUCUGGAACGUGAAUUGAUGGAACUUAAAGCAAGUGGUAGAAUACAAACUAGUAAAGUUACUUCAAGUUGGAACUUUGAAUAUGAAAAAUCAGAUGGGGAAGUGGAGAGUCCAGAUGAGACCCCAGAAGAAUCCAGUCUGGAGCAACUAUUUCUUCAUAAAUUAGAUGCCCUCAAAAGAAGAAUAAAUUUCUGGAACAAGAAACUGCAGGAAAUUGAAACUAUUUAUCAAGUGGAAGUCAAGAAGAAGAAGAAAACCAGCAAUUUGGCAGUACAGUUUUUGCUUACUGAACUGGAAUCUGUGGGAAACACACGAUUUGAAGAGGGAUCACCAAAUGAUGUUUGGUUUAAUUCAUGCUAUGAAUUGAUUUUAUCCCGAUUUUGUGCCUGGGACUUCAAAAUAUAUGGCAUCACUGCAUUGAAAGUAAAUCGUGUCAUUAGGGUGCACAACCGGAUUUUGAGGCUGACUUUUGAGGAAAAAUUCCAAAAAUUUUUGGAUAAAGAAGAGUUAAAUGAAUCCAUAAACUUCAAGAAGAUGUUGGAGUACCUCUUCUAUGUAUCUCCCCCUGAAAUACCCUUGAAUAAAAAGCAAUUAAUUCAAAUUCUGGAAGAAGGUUUUCAGGAAGCAAAAACAGUAAGUAGAAGUUCCAAAACAGAAAAUGGAGUCCUUUUGCUCUCCAACAGUCUAAGUAUCUGUGAACACCCAAGAAUAGAAAACCUGCAAAAACAAUCCCAAAGUAAAGAAGAUUUUGAGGAGUCAAUCAGAUAUGGGAAACUUAUAAUUGCCAAAGUCUUUCUUGGGCAUAGUGCUGGAGCCCAUGAUAUAGAUACAGUCACCCCAGCCAACUAUCCUGGGAUCAAUAGUGUAUACAAACCUCGCAGAUCAUCUCAAAACAGCCCUUAUACAUCCACCAACGGGAUUAUGGAACCAGACAAAAAUUGUGACUGUAGCCUCCGACAGUGUGAAUGGUUUGUGUUUGAUCAUGAGCUUGUUUUGCCAGAGUACGUCAUUGAAUUUGAAUACAUCACACAGGUCAAAGUGGAGGCUUUAUUCUCCUCACCCAGCAAUGUGAUUGGGGAGGAUGGAAGGCGAAAUUCAGCAGGCUUUGUGUUUUCUCGGGAUCUCCAGCAUGAUGAUGAAGUGUUAAGCAUGGAGCCAAUAAUUAAGCCCAAGCCCAAGAUUAUUUGCUUGGAUGAAAAAACUGUGAUGGCAAUCUCAAAGGCCAACAUUUAUAGUCAGAUUGUGGUUCUGAAUCUACAUGGAAACCGGCUUUCCAAACUCCGAGAUAUCUCCAGACUCACUGGACUUCGCAAGCUUAUUAUCAGUUUUAAUGAAUUUACUUGUUUAGAUGAUGUUUAUCACUUGCCCAGCUUGGAAUAUUUUGAUGCCAGCCAUAACCAUGUCAUAACUCUUGAAGGCAUUAGAGGAUUAAACAAACUGAAGUAUUUGGACUUAAGCUGGAAUCAGCUGAAAAAACCAGCUGAAGAAAUUGGUGUCUUACGUAAACAUACACCGAUGUUGCUCAGCUUGGAUAUCAGGCAUAAUCCAUGGCAUAAGCCAGCCUCUGUGCGUCUGAGUGUGAUUGGUCAGUUGAGAGCUCUGAGACACCUUGAUGGAAUUUUGAUUACUGGGGAAGAGGCAGCAGCUGCUAUUCAAUAUAUAACAGACUCCAAAAUCACCGAGAUGUCUCUGAUAGAGUAUUCUCGGACAGAUCAGGAGAAGCUGCAUGUCCUUAGUGUCUUGCCGUAUGCCAAAAUCUUGAGUCAGAUAAGCAAUAACAAAGUGGAUGUAUUUCAGAACAACUGGCAUUCUUGUGUAAGGAGUAUUACUGUAUUAGAUCUGGAUGGACAGCAUCUCUGCAAAAUCAGUGGGUUAGAACAGUUAGAGAAUUUGCGAUGGGCAUCAUUCAGCAACAAUAAUCUGACUAAAAUAGAAGGUUUAGAUCAUUGCCUUAAUCUGGAGGAACUCACAUUAGAUGGAAACUGCAUUGUUAACCUUGAAGGUAUUUCAAAACUCUCCAAACUCAUGCGACUGAGUGCCAACAACAAUCACCUCACCAGCCUGGAGAGAAAUGUCUUUGAUAACCUGUCACACCUUCAUUACCUUUCUCUUGAAAACAACCGGAUCACAUCACUAGGAGGUUUACAAAAGGCCUAUGCACUCAUUGAACUCUACAUAAGCAACAACUAUGUGUCCUCAAACCAAGAAAUAUAUCAAUUAAAGGGGCUAAAUAAUCUGGCUAUACUAGACUUUUAUGGAAAUUUGAUUGUUUGGAAGCAAGAAAACUACCGCCUUUUUGUCAUUUUUCAUAUUCCUUCUCUGAAAGCCUUGGAUGGUGUUGCUGUGGAAGCAACUGAAAUAGAAAAUGCGAAAGAUCAGUUUGGUGGCAAACUUAACGCUGAUAUGGUGGCAGAAAGACUGGGCCAUUCAAACUUCAGCAAAAUGCAAGAAUUAAACUGGACAGCCUCUAUGAUCAGAAUGGUGGAUCUUGUGCCAGCAGACCAAUUUAAAAACAUCACUAGUGUGAAUUUACAGAACAAUAAUCUUACCUCUUUCAGUGGUUUGAUCUUCCUACCUAAUAUUAAGGUUCUCUGCCUCAAUUACAAUCAUAUUGAGUCCAUUCUCCCAAGACAAAAGCCUUCCAAUCACUUAACAAACAGACAGUUGCUACAUCAGAAAGUGAUGUCCAGUGGAUAUGGACAGCAAGGAUCUUCAAAAAGCAGCAGGGAUGCAGGAGUCAGUGAAAGCUUGUCUCCAAUAAUGGAGAGUUUAGAAGUCCUCCAUUUGGGCUAUAAUGGAAUUACAAAUUUGGUCCUGUUACAGAUUAGUAGGCUAAAGAAUCUGAAGUUUUUGUUUUUACAGGGAAAUGAAAUCAGCCACACCGAAGGGCUCGAAGGGCUGCAGAUUUUGCAGGAAUUGGUGCUGGAUCAUAACAAAAUUAAAGUUAUCAGUGAGAAUUCUUUUGCCAGACAGAGCUCCUUGCUGGCUCUUCACCUGGAGGAGAAUCGUCUGCGUGAACUCAACAAUUUGCUUCCCUUGGGAAAACUACAGAAGCUUUUCCUUGGUCUCAACAGAAUUCAGGAUUUGGUUGAACUUGAAAAACUUGAAUAUCUUCCUUGUAUUAAAGAACUUUCAAUAUAUGGAAAUCCAGUAUCACGUAAGAUUUCCCAUCGCCCCCUCCUUAUAUUUCGCUUACCUAACCUUCAGGUUUUGGAUGGCGUAACAGUUAGCCCAGAAGAGAGGGCAAGAGCUGAAUUCCAUUUGCUAGAACAGCAAGUUCUUCCAUCUGCCAAUUCUCCAAUAGAGUGUGGAUUUCCUGGGCUCUUAUCUUCUUUCCCCAAAGCAUGUCCCUUGAAGAUUGCCAAUAUGAGUCUUUCGGGAGCAAUCAGCCAUGCAUAUGUGACUGAGUUUGGUUUUCCCUAUACUAUUGAUGAAGUAAAUGGAAGCGAGGCAAACAAAAGUAGGAAACCAAAGAAUACAUCCCUGGGAUUGUGUAGUUCUCGGAGCAUUCAUGCUGAAUUAGCCAUGAGGCAAGCCAAAAGUACAUCGGGUAACUUUCCAAGCCAUGGGACUUCAUAGUUCAUCCUUGCUGAAUAAUUGUCACAAUACAUUUUCAUUUUGCUGCAGUGAAAUUACAGAACUGUCCCUCUGGAAAUUCCUGGAGACCAUUUUGACUGCCAGACUGAGGAAUGCUGGUAUACAUAAAAACGUAACACCUGAUACUUGUGUGCAUUUGAA